Molecule: messenger RNA, 1565 nt
Organism: Trachymyrmex septentrionalis
Lineage: Eukaryota; Metazoa; Arthropoda; Insecta; Hymenoptera; Formicidae
Gene: CPR27
Product: cuticle protein 8
Exons: 4
Coding region: 33-755 (240 amino acids)
Cellular component (GO): chitin-based extracellular matrix
Molecular function (GO): structural constituent of chitin-based larval cuticle
Source: RefSeq, a predicted model, not a curated record
CACAAUCACUUCUGCCUCAUCACCAACCAGACAUGCGUCCUCCUGUGCUGUUUCUCUUGUUUUGUCUCGGCCUUGCGGUCGCCCAACACAAUCAACCGUAUCAUGCGACUACACCAGUACCUAUCUUAAAACAAAUAAACAAACACAAUGAGGAUGGUAGUUACAGUUACGGUUUCGAGGCGGCGGACGGUUCGUAUAAAAUUGAGUCCAAGUAUCCGAAUGGCGAGAUUUACGGUAAAUACGGUUUCGUCGAUGACACCGGGAACGUGCGUGAGGUCGAAUACGGCGCGUCCAGGCGUGGUUUCGAGCCAGUCGGUGCUGGGAUAAACGUGCCCCCGCCAACCUUGACCGGUAACAGCAUCGCCAGCAACGCGAAUGAGCCCGAAGACGAUGGACAGUACCGCGAGGAUCCGUCGAUCUAUCACACCGAUCCACGUUUCACCAAUGGAGAACGUUAUGAAGUGCCACUCAAGUACAGACAACAACCGAUCGCCUACAAUCCGCCGCAACAGAUUUCACCGGCUGCUUAUAAUCAAAAAUAUAAGACCCCCGUCAAUUACCGACCGGCAGCAGUGAAGUCGCGGUUCCAAUCGGAAUAUCGACCGCAGUAUCGAUCGCAGUACGAAUCGCAGUAUCAAGGUCAGCAACUGCAAUCCGUGUACCCUUCGCCUAUUCCGGUCGGUCUUGAAGGACAUAGCGCGACCAACAUCGAUAUCAAUGCCGGAUUGGCAUCUUACACGGUUAAUUACAAAUGAUAAAGAAAGAGGAUGAAAAGAGAAAGGGAGUCCAGCAAUUGUAUAUAGGAUUGCAUGUGUAUAUACAUUAUUUAUAGAUAUUCUGAGAUCGUUACUGAGCAUUUAUUUCAUUACUGCAUGUAAAACUGUUAAUUUCGCCGUUGGAAUAUUUUCGACAUAUUGAUUUAAUGGUAAUUUAGUGGUAAGUUGCUCCACAGCAUGACUUCUGAUCAGUCUACAUAUACUUUAGAUCAUAUCUGCCUUCUGUCUCGAGUUUCGAAUGAGACAGUAUUUUCUACCUCUUGUUCUCCGACGUUUCCUCUUUCGCUUCAGGAGAGUACUCUACCUUUUUCUCACUAGGAAAUUUAUAUUUCUUCCAUGAUUCACUUAUUCUUAAGUUUAAUUUUAACUUAUACGUAUCUCUCCAUUCUUUUCAUUUAGUAAUGACGCGUAUUAAUAUUUAAUUGCCUUGGCUGGCAGUGGCUGAAUCACUCGAGAUUCGACUUGGAUAUUCUUUGUGUCCUCGAAAAUAUUCAUUGAAUAUUUAUUAGUUCUUGAAGAUUACUCGUACAUUCUCUUUUACACCACAAAAGUGUGAAAAAAAUCAGAUUUAAACAUUGUUGCUUCUUUCCUGUUGUCUUAUACAUUACUUUAUUACAUUAGGCAUUUAGAUAUAUGGUACAUAAAAGUGGAGCGAUUUUCGAAUUAUCUAAUAGCAUAUCAAUCAAGAAUAAUCCAGCCACAGUCGGUCGAAUGAUAAAUCUUCCGAGGAUUAAUAUGUGUGGAAUUAAUUUAUAUGAUAUCCGCAGUCUUUAUCUGAAAAAUCUAAAA